Macadamia integrifolia is the source of this 1862-nucleotide messenger RNA. Its product is annotated as UPF0481 protein At3g47200-like. The record is from RefSeq and is a predicted model, not a curated record. NCBI's taxonomy places the organism in Eukaryota, Viridiplantae, Streptophyta, Magnoliopsida, Proteales, Proteaceae. Bases 382 to 1770 code for a protein of 462 amino acids. The transcript is spliced from 2 exons.
AGAGCUAAGAGGUCUUCGGAGUGGACGUCUUCCACAGUCUAUGACUCUAUGAUGAGAGUAAGUCAUCUCACCCACUUCAAUAUAGACUGGGCAACAAUAUUUGCCGAUCUAUUCGCAUGCUUAGAAGGACAAAUUUCCAUGCAAGUCUGCAGCUUAUGGUAGAAUAUACCCCUAAAAAAUAAUGGUGAAGAUCUCUGAGGGGGGGGGGGGGGACUAAGGCAUCAGUCAGGCAAGAGAUCAAGGUCUUGAAAUCUGAGUGGGCGAUAAUAUUCUGCAGGCCAACACGAAGAGUAGACUGAAGAGCUAUCCUGAGUGCAAGGGUCUCCUCAACUAGAGCAGAACUGGGGAACACAUGAUCCGGGGUGUUCUUCGGAUAGAAGCAUGGAGGGUCAAUUGCCCGGACCAAGGGUGUACCAGAACAACCUCAUACAUGAACCUGAUCUGAAUUCUGGGAUUUCUUCUAUAAAUAUUGAGCUAAUCUCAAAUAAGCUCUCUCUUUCUCGGAACUCCAAUACGACCAUAAGGCCAACUUAUUGUAUUUACAGAGUCAACAAGAGAAUUCGCAAAGUGAACGAAGAUGCCUACACGCCGGAUACAGUCUCUAUCGGCCCUUAUCACCGAGACAAGCAAAACUCCCAAAUGAAAGCCAUGGAAAAGCUUAAGUGGCGAUACGUACAUGCACUGCUUGAUCGAACAAGUGAGAGAUCCAAUCUGGAGAAUUAUGUGGAAGUUCUCAAGGAGUUAGAAACUGAAGCUCGUGGGUUUUACUCAGAGCCCUCCAACUUAAGUAGUGGAGAAUUCAUAGAAAUGAUGCUCUUUGAUGGCUUGUUCAUCAUUGAGUUAUUCAGGAAAUAUGCACAAUUUGUAGAGAGAGAUUGUGAUGAUCCCAUAUUUUAUUCCAAUUUCAGAACAAGGGUUGUGCGUGACUUGGUAUUGCUUGAAAAUCAAAUACCCAUGUCAGUUCUUCAAGCUUUAUUCGAUCUAAGUUAUGAUCCUCACUCUCAUACAUACUCACUCAUCCGAUUGGCUCUCUUUUUCUUCAAGGAUUUGAUACCAGAUGGUAUGUACUAUUAUCCUUAUCCUCAAAAUAAGGAGUCCAUUAUUCCACAUAACCAUUUACUGGAUCUGUUAAGCUACACACUUGAGAAUUCUCUCCCACCAAUGGUCAUGAAGCCAGCAUCAAGGGCAUCACUAGAAUCUCUGCCGUGUGCGACGGAGCUUCGGGAUUCUGGUGUUAAGUUCAAGAAGCGCCUCAGAUAUGGUGGUUGGAUGGACAUGAAGUUUAACGAAGGAGUAUUUGAAAUCCCUCCACUAUGUGUCGAUGAAUACACAGAUCCCUUUUUCCGGAACCUUAUUGCUUACCAACAACACCGUUUUGGAGGUGGGCCCUACAUAACAUCAUAUGCACUCUUGAUGGAUUAUCUUAUCAAGUCUUCUAAUGACGUGGCACUCCUACGUGGCCGUGGUAUUAUUAUGAAUCACCUGGGUGACGAUGAUAAGGUCUCAUCUCUUUUUAAAAGUAUUUGCUGUGAAAUUUUCACUAAUAAUUUCUGUUAUAGUGAUCUUUGCGACAAAGUUCGUGAGUAUUAUAACCGGCCAGUUUCGCAUCCCAUUAACAACUGGAAAGCUUCAUUUAAGCGCAUUUAUUGCAAAAGUCCGUGGACGAUCAUACCAUUGGUUGCAGCAUUUCUAUUACUUUUUCUGACUGCCUGGAGUACUCUAUUUACCACCCUACCUGUAUAUGGUGUUAAUUACAAGCAUAAAUCUUAAGAUGUGUUCAGUUACAUAUAUUCUGGAGAGUAUUUGAUAUUUCUGAUGAAACAUGAUUCUGAAUUAUUAUUUAAUUUGUUAACAAGCUAUCA